Messenger RNA from Penicillium malachiteum, 303 nucleotides. RefSeq lists its product as uncharacterized. Bases 1 to 303 code for a protein of 100 amino acids. The record is from RefSeq and is a predicted model, not a curated record. NCBI's taxonomy places the organism in Eukaryota, Fungi, Ascomycota, Eurotiomycetes, Eurotiales, Aspergillaceae. The transcript has 2 exons.
AUGGCCCACUAUCGUUAUACGCGCCAAUAUAAACAGGGAAUAAUAGCGCUCAGCGUCUCUCUGUCUUCUUUGGCAACAAUUUUGAUGAUUCUGCGCUUCCAUACUUACUUUUUUGUUGUUCGUCACAAAAGUGGCUGGGCUCUGGCAUGGGCUACUGUUGGCUGGGGUUGGUCGAUGGAUCUUACUCAGCGCAGCCGGUCUGAAUAUGAGAUCCCAAUCUCAGGCUCUCCAGAUGUCGGCUUUAAGUUCAUUGUUGCGGCUUGCCUGACUCAAGUGACUGAGAUUUCAAAUGAAGUUUGUUAG